CGCUAAACACCGCACUGCGUCGAUCGAUGCGAAAAAAACGGGCGAUAAGUGCAGUUAUGCUGCGACGACGAGAAUCAUGGUGUUCAGAGUAUUUCAUCCCACUGUGGCGACGGCGUUUACGGGCACUCAGCGACGCCAGAAGCGCAGAACUUGCGCGGGGGGGGGCGGGGUGGGUCCAGAGUCUCCAGAGUCACUCACGCGUUUCUUCUUCUUCGCGCGCGCCAUCGCGCCACGCACCAACGCACCCCGCCGCUCUCGCCGCGCAACCAUCAUGCCAUCAUGUCCCAGCAGUGGUCCGCCAUCGUCGCCCAGACGUCUUCCUCCGCGAGGGCCCUGAAGCGAUCCGCGACCCCUCGUGGUCACGAGACAGUGUGCGACCCUAGCACACGGCCCAUCGGUCCCCAUCGGUCAGUCGGUUCCUCGUCGGUGAACCGCGUCGGAGCGGCGAAUUUUGGUGAAAAUUUUAUAAUGUGUACGCGUUUUUUGUCCGAAAGUAUUGUACACGUACACGUGUACACGUACACAGUGUACAGCUGUACACGUACACGCUGACUUUUACACGCUGACUUUUCUCUCUGAUUUUCUUCAUCAGUACGAAAGUACUUUCGUUCGUGCUUCCAACGUACUUCCGUGAAAUAGGCAGAUAGAGCUAAAAUAUCAAUAUUUAAGUUGUUUUAUCG
This is a messenger RNA of Micromonas pusilla CCMP1545, 680 nucleotides long. RefSeq lists its product as uncharacterized. The record is from RefSeq and is a predicted model, not a curated record. The transcript is spliced from 2 exons. The coding region runs from base 27 to 383 and encodes 118 amino acids. Lineage: Eukaryota; Viridiplantae; Chlorophyta; Mamiellophyceae; Mamiellales; Mamiellaceae.